CACACUCAAAACCUCACCAGACUAAAAUGACUACUAUUUAUAAUGGCUAUAAAGCCUAUAGAAACAGACAUAUUUAAUAGCUUCAAUAAAACAUUAUAAAUGGCUUCAAUAGCUCCUGCAGCCGUUCUUCAAGUUCUUGCACUGUUCUUGAUUGGUUUCUUCAAUGCCAAUGCCAUUGACUUCAAUUACCCCGCAGUUUUCAACUUUGGGGAUUCGAACUCCGAUACGGGAGAGCUUGUUGCAGGGGUUGGCGACCGCCUUGACCCUCCAAAUGGACAUGUUUACUUCAAGAAACCCUCUGGGAGAUUUUGCGAUGGACGGUUGAUCAUUGACUUUCUAUUGGACGCAAUGGAUCUGCCAUUGUUGAACCCCUAUUUGGAUUCCAUUGGCACGCCAACUUUCAAAAAAGGAUGCAACUUUGCAGCAGCUGGUUCCACUAUACUUGCAGCAACAGCAUCAUCUGUCAGCCCCUUCUCGUUAGGGAUUCAAGUUUCCCAGUUUCUUAGGUUCAAGUCUCGAGUUCUUGAAAUUCAAGCUAAGAGUUCAAGAAAAUAUGAAAAGUAUAUACCAGCUGAAGAUUUUUUCCAGAAAGGGCUUUACACGUUUGAUAUAGGCCAGAAUGAUCUUGCUGGUGCCUUUUAUUCCAAGACUCUAGAUCAAGUUAUUGCUUCGGUUCCUGUCAUUCUGUUAGAGUUUGAAAACAGAGUUGGGGAACUCUAUGAUCAAGGAGGGGCAAGAAAUUUUUGGAUCCACAACACAGGUCCUCUGGGCUGCUUACCUCAAAAUAUUGCAAAGUUCGGGACUGACCCAUUAAAGUUGGAUGAGAUGGGAUGUGUGGACUCACAUAACCUGGCAGCUAGACUAUUCAACCUGCAGCUUCAUUCACUCUGCAAGAAGUUGCAAGGCAAAUAUACUGAUGCAACUAUUACUUAUGUGGAUAUUUUCACAAUCAAGUCUGAUCUCAUUGCUACUUAUUCCAAAUAUGGAUUUCAGCAGGCCACAAUGGCUUGCUGUGGAGUUGGAGGUCCUCCACUGAACUAUGACAGCCGAGUAUCAUGUGGUCAAACAAAGGUUAUAAAUGGAACAACAAUCACAGCCAAAGGGUGCGAUGAUAGUAUUGAAUAUAUAAACUGGGAUGGCAUUCAUUACACAGAUGCUGCAAAUCAGUAUGUUGCGAUGCAAAUCCUCACUGGAAAAUAUUUAGAUCCACCUCCCACAGAAAUGACUCAAGUUCAAGCGAUCUAACAUGCUUGUUGCUGUUUUACUCUUUCACCACGCUCUCUAUUAACUAAUGAAAUUCAUAAAUGACAUAACAUUUAUCUGCU
Molecule: messenger RNA, 1325 nt
Organism: Cuscuta epithymum
Lineage: Eukaryota; Viridiplantae; Streptophyta; Magnoliopsida; Solanales; Convolvulaceae
Source: the annotation of a GenBank genome assembly